This is a messenger RNA of Miniopterus natalensis, 267 nucleotides long. The record is from RefSeq and is a predicted model, not a curated record. NCBI's taxonomy places the organism in Eukaryota, Metazoa, Chordata, Mammalia, Chiroptera, Miniopteridae.
AUGAGUUCCCAGCAGCAGAAGCAGCCCUGUGCCCCACCCCCCCAGCUUCAGCAGCAGCAGGUGAAACAGCCCUGCCAGCCUCCACCCCAGGAACCAUGUGUCCCUCAAACCAAGGAGCCAUGCCACACCAAGGUUCCUGAGCCCUGCCACCCUGUGGUUCCUGAGCCAUGUCUCCCCAAGGUGCCAGAGCCAUGCCAACCCACGGUGCCGGAGCCAUGUCCUUCAACCAUCAUUCCUGCACCAGUUCAGCAGACCAAGCAGAAGUAA